CCUCCUCCUCCUCUCCCAACUCCGUCUCCUCCGCAGGGAUUUGUUUCUGGGACCAUGGCGCUGCACUCCUUUAAUUCCUCUGUAUACGUGGCGUUUCAUUUAGUCAUUAUAGCGUUUCUUAAUCUUAUCACAGCAGUCCCGGGCUCCAGCUCUAAAGCUGUGUCACUGCUGCAGCCGUAUGAUUUGUUGUACUACAGCGGAGUCCGCUCGUACUUCGGUGGGGAGUGGGUGAAGGCUGCGGAGCUGCUGGAGAAAGCGAUCCUGACCAAGGAGUCACUGCACAGGGUCCGCAGGCAGUGUCAUGAUGACUGUGUGGCAGCUGGGAGAGAGUCAUUCAACGCACUGGACUCUGCAGAGGGGAGAAUGUGGGACCUCUGGACCAUGGACUGGAUGCAGCAGAGAGCUGAAUGUUUGAAGUUCUGCAUUGGACGCUCUGUUACACCUGCAGGGCAACUCCCUGUUUCUUCAGACAUAGAAUAUGAAUUCAGCACUCGUAACCCUUACAACUUCCUGCAGGUCACGUACUACAAGUUGGAAAAGUUGCAGAAGGCAGCAUCAGCAGCUCAUACCUACUUUGUGGCCAACCCCAGUCACCUGGAGAUGAGGAACAACAUCGAGAAGUACAGACGGAUGGAAGGAGUGACUGCGGAGGCUUUCCAGGACAGAGAGCUUGAAAAUGAGAAACACUGGGUCUUUUAUGACUCUGCAGUUCAGCAUGAGGCCUCCUCUGACUGGGUGCAAGCAGCAGCGAAAUGGAAAGCGUGUGUGAAUGAAACACUGCGGCAGACAGACGAGUGCAGGGUGCAGUGUGAGGUGGCCUCCCAGCGGCUGCCAGAGAACAGGGGAGUGGAUAGUGCUGACGGCGUGUACGAGAAGGCUGCAGCUCUUUCCCUCUCACUGCUCUCGUGCCGGCAGUCCUGUGUGACUCAGAUCGCCACCAGACCUGGGAGGAUUUCUGCUCAGGAGGACUUCCUGCCCACACAGCUGGAGCAUCUGCAUAUUGCACAGUUUAAAGCUGACGAUAUUAGUGGAGCAGUGCAGACGCUUCGCUCUCUUCUCCUGUUUUACCCCUCUGACAAGGACUCCUUAGACAACCUGCAGCUCUACCAUCAGACACUAGGAGGAGACACAGAGUCACAGGGCACACAGCCUGCUCAGGAGAUUGUGAGAUACAUUAGUCGCUCUUUGGAGGAGAAGAAGCUGCUGUAUUUUGGUAUGGAGAGCCUUGACUUCAGUUUCACAGACCCAGAUCUUUGGACUCCAGAAGAUGUUGUACCUGAAUCACUCAGGGAAACAUGGAGAACUGAAAAAGAGAAAAUAAAUGAGAAAAUAAAAGAGGGAGAGCAGCAGAAGGAGGAGCAGGUCGAUGACAGUGGAUUUUUUUCAGGUGGCCCAGUCCUUCAGAAGGGUGUGACCAUCACCAUGGAUGACGAGGUUAUGAACGGGACCAAUCGGGUCGUCCUUGACGGAGUCAUGACCGAGAAGGAGUGUGAGAGAAUACUGCAGUUAGCAACAGCUGCCGCAUCUGCUGGAGAUGGUUAUCGGGGACGACGGUCUCCGCACACACCUCAUGAGACGUUUGAGGGCCUGACUGUCCUCAGGGCUGUAAAGUUGGCUCAGGAUGGCAUGGUGAACCAAUCAGAUGCCCGGCUGUUACACGAGCUGGGCGAGAGAGUGAGAGUCCUGCUGCACUCGUACUUCAGGAGCCCCUCAGGACUCUUCACCUCUUUCACACACCUGGUCUGUCGCAGUGCUGUCGCAGGUGACCAGGAGGGCAGGCUGGACCUGUCUCACCCUGUCCAUGUUGACAACUGUCUCCUUGAACCGGAGACCAAUCAGUGCUGGAAGGAACCACCAGCUUUUCUACACAGAGACCUCAGUGCCAUUCUCUACCUGAAUGACAACUUUGAUGGAGGAGAGUUGUUCUUCACUAAAAGGGACGCCAAGACCGUAACAGCUCGAGUAAAACCCAGCUGCGGUCGACUGGUGGGCUUCUCCUCGGGUCCAGUAAGUCCACACGGUGUUAGUGCGGUGACCAGUGGGCGGCGGUGCGCGCUGGCUCUCUGGUUCACCAAGGAGAAGCUCUACAGGGACAUGGAGCGAGAGGAGGCCGAGGCCAUGUGGGCUGCAGAUGGACAGAGUGUUGUGAAGAAGGACAAGGAGGAGGCAGAGGGCGGCGCCACGGCCGGCAGGAACGCUCGUAACCAAGCACCGAAGGAGAGAAGCAAAGGGAGAGGCACGGUGACAGGGGCCAAAGAUGAGCUGUAAGAGUCACAACAAACCUGACAGACUGAACCACCCAAACUGGAAUAUAUAUUCAUACUGCGCCCACUCUCGUAGACCCAUCCAACAUCCCCUAACAGGACCAUUAACACCAACCAUAAAAACGUGUGAUUUUUCAGUUUUCAGUCACACAGUCACUUUCAUCAUCUUGGUGUGUUUUUAUUUAAAGCUGUUUGAUUGUGGUUACUGUAUUUAUACUGUAUAUGAUGAAGAUAAGUGAGGGAAACACAGUCCAUUCCUCCCUCUAACGUCAGUCUGUAAUUUUGUUUUAGCAGCUUCACUGACCGAUAUCACUCCCUGUAAAAAUGAAGAGAAUAAAAGAAGAAAUAAAUGUGACUUUUUACCAA
This is a messenger RNA of Centropristis striata (black sea bass), 2630 nucleotides long. It is a transcript of the gene p3h3, whose product is annotated as prolyl 3-hydroxylase 3. The coding region runs from base 55 to 2268 and encodes 737 amino acids. Lineage: Eukaryota; Metazoa; Chordata; Actinopteri; Perciformes; Serranidae. Gene Ontology annotation, molecular function: iron ion binding; procollagen-proline 3-dioxygenase activity; protein binding. Gene Ontology annotation, biological process: collagen metabolic process. The record is from RefSeq and is a predicted model, not a curated record. The transcript is spliced from 16 exons. Gene Ontology annotation, cellular component: endoplasmic reticulum.